Ochotona curzoniae (black-lipped pika) is the source of this 1878-nucleotide messenger RNA. Its product is annotated as calcium/calmodulin-dependent protein kinase II inhibitor 1. Gene Ontology annotation, molecular function: protein kinase binding; calcium-dependent protein kinase inhibitor activity. Gene Ontology annotation, biological process: negative regulation of protein kinase activity. The record is from RefSeq and is a predicted model, not a curated record. NCBI's taxonomy places the organism in Eukaryota, Metazoa, Chordata, Mammalia, Lagomorpha, Ochotonidae. The transcript has 2 exons. Bases 410 to 646 code for a protein of 78 amino acids.
CCCGGGGCGCGCCCUCCUGGGCCCCGCGCCCUCCGGGCUCGCAGGGACUCCCUCCUCCCCACCCCCCCACCCCGGCUCGCGGCCCCGCCCGGCCCGGCCCCCGCCCCGCGCCCGAGCGCGUCGAGGAUGUGAGUCCUGCUCGCCUCUGCCCGAGCAGCAGCCACUCGCGCGCCGAGCCCGAGCGCAGCGCAGCGCAGCCGCGGGCGCUCGCCGGGUCUCUGGCGCGGGCGCCGCGAUCUCGCCCUAGCGGGGUCCCCACCCCUCCCCGAUCUGCCGCCCGGCGCUAGCGCCGCAGCCCCGCGGGCCGUCCCCGGCCGGCCGCCCACCGGCCCCAGCGCCGCUGACCCUGUCCGCCGCGGGCGGGGACGCAGGCGGAGGAGGCGCCGCUGCGGAGCCCCCGGACGCGACCAUGUCGGAGGUGCUGCCCUACGGCGACGAGAAGCUGAGCCCCUACGGCGACGGCGGCGACGUGGGCCAGAUCUUCUCGUGCCGCCUGCAGGACACCAACAACUUCUUUGGCGCGGGGCAGAGCAAGCGGCCGCCCAAGCUGGGCCAGAUCGGCCGGAGCAAGCGUGUGGUUAUUGAAGAUGAUCGGAUUGAUGACGUGCUGAAAAACAUGACCGACAAGGCGCCUCCGGCUGUCUAACUCCCCGAAGACCCGGAGAGCGAGGAAGGAGUAAGCGACGAGAACAGUUACUGGCAAAAAGCAUGAGGAAGGAAAGCACUUUGAAAUUUAUGACUAGCUUGCUUCCACCAUGAAAUCAACAACCCGCAUCUCCUGUCAGGCGGGGAGACAGAUGAGGCAGGAGGAGGCUGCGGCGGCGGCAGAGGAGGCUCCCGGCUUCUCUGCAAAAAUAAAAAAGUAAAAAAAAAAAAAAAAAGUAAAAAAAAAAAAGUUAAAAAAAAAUCACUAUAUACACACAUAUAAAGAAAUUAAAAAGAAGUCUCAGUUGCAGCUAUUUGUCGAUAUGAAUAUCCAUUUCUUUUUAUAUCUGGUGAAUAUUGCGCAAUUCCCCGGGUUUGGAGCCACUUCCUGAAGCGGGUGUUCUGAGGUGUUGGCAUUCUUUGCUGAUUUGGCUGUUCCCGAUGUUUACAUUAUUUAAUCUUGCAAAAAUGAUUCUGUGCACUUGGACCUGAAAUGCUGUUUUGUUUUUUUUUUUAAAUCCUCGGAUGUACACAGAACAUCAGAAACUCGUCUCUAGAGAGAGUUAUUAUCUUUUGAGGUUAUUAGGAAUAUGUGUGAAGCAAGAAGAUAACUUGUAAGGGAUGAGCCGGAGGAAGGAUCCUGGUUCUGCUUCCAAAGCAAGUGUAAAGCUUGUGUUGGUUGUAGCAAGCCCUUUGCCCAGGUUAAUGCAAAUGGACACAUUUUAUAUGUCAGAAGGGGAAAAAAAAAAAAAAAACCACGAGAAAAAAAAAAUGCUUGAGCUUUUUUCCUGAACCCUCCUAGCCGGCUGUUGUGUGAGCAGCCUGAUUUUUUCUCUCUAAUAUUGUGUCAGUUUAUUCUCUUUAAUGGACUGUAAAAAUGUAAUCACAAGAGUGCCAAAUAUCUGGAAAUGCCUCGAAGCGUUUUGGUUUCGUUUCUCCCCCCUGUGCUCUGCGUCCACGUAAAGGAAUGCUGGGAGUGUCUUUUCUGUUAUUUAGAGGGAUUCCCUUAAGGCACACCAGCUGCCUGUUUUGCAUGGUAUUUGCAAAAAAAAAAAAAAAUGCCUCUUGCGUGAGGAAAUCUUCAAGCAUUUUUUUGUUUGCAACUUUGGCCCUCAGGAGGUUCCCCGUCCCUUUCUGGUUCCCUCUUUUUCUGAAUUGGAUAUUCUGUCUGUUGCACCUUGAACCAGCACACAGGGCCAUCUCUGAUGUGUAAUAAAAGAAUGUUCCUGUGUC